GGGGCUCUCGAGUGCAGUGUGCAACAUUGCUAGGCAAUGUUGCUAUAUGUAGCUCUUGGACUUUCCAGAACAACACCAUAUCACUUUACCGUUUCUUUUCUAACAAGACAAGAGAAAGGCUUCGGCCGAGAAAAAGACACUUGAACCUCUUUCACACUCCGGAACAUCUCUCCAGCGCCAUCGCUCUGCCGAGGCAAAUCCUUUCGCAUCGGUCCCUGAGGAAUCAUUCCCACCACCUCAGAGAAACAGAACUUCAUCUGGCACAACACUCAAAACUCCGGGCCGUGUCAUUCGACCAGACAAUUCGUGGCAGAAGCACUCAUCUCAACGAAGCUCCGCAUCAUACACACCUCCAUCAUCGACCACAAGAUCACCUUCAUUCAAAGUCUGGCACAGACGAGAUUCUCUUGCAAAACUUGAAUCGACUGGUCCAAUCCUUCCACAGGAAUUCAACCCCGACUCCCUACCUGACUUUCUGAAGAAAUUCAACUCACGACAGUGGUCCAAACCUCGGACUCCUUUGUUCACCGACCCAUUUCACGCAUCUCCAACAUCACUCAAGAUGGAUCGUCUCCGGCCUGUGUCUGUCGCAAUGACGGCACAUUACAGAGAAGCUGUGCGGCUUGCAGAGGAGCAACAACGGGCUGUGACUGAGAAGUGCAAGCGGUCCAGACAGCCAGAGCCAGACUACACUUUCGAUGAGCUUAUUGGCAAGGGUAGCUUUGGAAGAGUGUAUAAAGGCCGCCAAAAAUCGUCAAACAAAGUCAUUGCCAUCAAGGUUCUCGACAUUGAUGAAGCAGACUUCCAUGCAUUUGGCGAGUCAAAGGAUGAACAAAUCCGGGACUUUCAACGAGAGAUCCGCAUCCUCCGACAGGCGCAAGAAAGCGGUGCUGAAAACCUGAACCAUCUCAUUGAAGCUUUGCCCGUUCACAGUCAAUUGUGGAUGAUUUGCGAGCACUGUCCUGGUGGCAGUGUCAAAACCUUGAUGAGAGCUACGAAAGAUCGACUUCAGGAAGAUAAAUAUCUUGUUGUCGUAGCAAGGGAGCUUGCCAAAGCGUUGAAGGGUCUCCACGAAGCUGGUAUUAUCCACAGAGAUGUUAAAGCUGCGAACGUUCUCAUUCAUGAACGCGGAUAUCUCCAACUUUGUGAUUUUGGUGUUGCCAAUAUCUUAGAAACCAGCACAGACAAAAGAAAGACAUUCAUAGGGACGUUGCACUGGAUGGCACCAGAAGCCUGGUCAGAAAACCCAGAGUACUCGGAUGAAGUCGAUGUCUGGGGAUAUGGCUGUACCUUGUACGAAUGCGCCGUUGGUCGUCCUCCAAACAGUGACUUGCGCGAACACCAAAAACUCAAAGUGCGAAUGAGGCGAUUGAAAGAAUCAAUUGGUCUCCCAAAGGAUCAAAAUUUCAGUGAAGGCCUCCGAGCCCUGGUCUCCUCAACCCUCACUCCCGAUGUUGCCUUACGACCUGAUAUGGCAAAAGUCUUACAACACGACUACCUGAAAGACACUGAAGAAACACACCCAACCUCAGUACUCUCCGAACUCGUCCUCACCUACUACCGAUGGGCAAAUCUUGGGGGUCAGCGAGUCUCUCUUUUCAUGCCUGGUGGCGCAGCCGCUGCUUCGACUGAAAACCUCGACGCCGACCUUGAAUCCGCAGAUGAAUGGAAUUUCAGCAUGACGGAAGAUUUUGAACGACGUGCCUCUGCGAUACUUGAAAUACCCGACUUUUCAAACGAAACCAUGGAAGGAGAAGAAACACCUCGAGGUCCUUCGAAACCCAGCGCCAGUUCUCCUCCUAUGACUGCCGCUCAGAAAGCAAACUUUGAAGCUCGCGUCCAACGCGGUGCAGACUUGUCUAACCUCUUCGACCCCAACAAACCCGCCUACGAAUACAAGACCAAGACAGACUUCAUCCCUAUCCCUGAACAGUCACGACGAAUAUCCGAUUUACCUUUUCGAGCCAUGGCAGAAGACAGACCAAGCUCAAUUGCGUCCAACGUCAUCGAUCUAGGCGACUUUGACGAAUCCGACUACGCGGUCGUCCCUGCACCAAAGACUGAUGAUAACAUUCAAACCACGUACGCUGCUACACCCAGGAGAGAAGAGACGAUAAGGCUUGCGGACGCUGCGACACUUAGAGAGAAGCGCGCGAAUUCCAAAGGUCCACGUGAACCCAUCAACCAAUCUGGUCAAUCUCUCACAGCGCGACGAACCUCGUCAGCAGAAGAAAUACCUUCCACAACGGCGACUUUUGACUUUGCGACAUCCCAAGAAGAAUGGACGGUCAAGAACAGAAGCAAAGCGCCCGAACUUCAAGAACCGGCUGAAAUCACAUCAUCUCGUCCCGGCCACGCAACCAUGGACUGGUCGUUUGCGUCGGCCAUGUCAGAAGCGUCGAUUCCACAAAUCAAUGAGCCAGAACCGUCAAUGGGAGAAAAAACUCCAAGUCGCGACGACGUUUCUGCUAUCACCGCCGAAUCUGAGCACAAGGCAAGAAAACAUGCGACGAUGGAAUGGUCAUUUUCCUCGGCCAUGGCCGAAGCAAACAAUACGACAUCGAGCGACGAUUACUACGGCAGCAGUGACACUAAUAACAUCAACAACAACAUCAACAUCGACAUCAACUCAUCUCCUCCAAUCGCUCCACGCAGUGCAUCGUCCCAAGCAGGAACGGCGGCACUUCCGUUGCCCACGUCGAGAGCCACCCCGACCCGCGCGCCGCUCAUGAGACAAAUGACCAUGCCCGUGACUUACGGCGACUUUGCCCAGGCCGAAGAACAAGAGAUCCCCCGUCCCUCGACGGCCCUGUCCGAGGCGUACAGCGACGUGAGCGCGUCGAGCACCGACAUUGACCCUUUUGGCCUGGAGCGGGAGGACGACGAGGACGACCACCCGGGUCCUGAGACCCUGGACGAGGACGUCGAGAUGGGACGCCACUACCAUUUCCGCGGCCGGAGCAUGUACUCCGACCGCGGUGGCGGCGGUGGCGACCCGAAGGUGACUCCCGCGGCCGCGACGCGGACCAUCACGACGACCGCCGCCGCCGCCGCCACAACGGGGCCCGUUUCCCCGACCGCCUCGGCGGGGGUGACGACUCCCAUGACCGCCAACGGUCCCGGUUUCGGUGGCGUCGGCCGACGACGGUCCUCGGGCGGCGGCUCCGGUGCCUCUGGUGCCUCUGGCGCCUCUCCUUCCUCCCCGGGGUUGAUGACGGCGGGCGGCGGAGGCCGUCCGGUCGUCGACGUCCCACCCGCAUCCCCCCCGGGCCUGGGGGCGAUGCAGGCCGGGGCGCCGACGGACCGGAUCGAGGCCGAGCUCACCCGGUUGCUCGAGGGCAUGCAGGGCACCCUGAACGCCGCCCGGGAGGUCGUCGGGGGUCUGGAGAAAAAGGCCCGCCAGGUGGAGAGUGAGUGGGAGGACGAGGAUUGA
Messenger RNA from Exophiala oligosperma, 3433 nucleotides. RefSeq lists its product as uncharacterized. Bases 563 to 3433 code for a protein of 956 amino acids. The record is from RefSeq and is a predicted model, not a curated record. NCBI's taxonomy places the organism in Eukaryota, Fungi, Ascomycota, Eurotiomycetes, Chaetothyriales, Herpotrichiellaceae. Gene Ontology annotation, molecular function: protein kinase activity; ATP binding. The transcript has 6 exons. Gene Ontology annotation, biological process: protein phosphorylation.